Molecule: messenger RNA, 303 nt
Organism: Closterium sp. NIES-65
Lineage: Eukaryota; Viridiplantae; Streptophyta; Zygnematophyceae; Desmidiales; Closteriaceae
Source: the annotation of a GenBank genome assembly
AUGAGGGGAGUAAUGGUCACGGCCUUCAGAGACCCUUUCUUGGACGCCCCGGAUGACAUUCUGCUGCGCCUGGCCCGCCUGGCUCUCUCGUGCACCGCCAUGCCCACGGCCUCGCGCCCGUCUAUGGGCAAGGUGCUGGGGGAGCUGGUGGCGAUGAGGGGGGAGAUAGUGGGCGAGGAGGUGGACAAGGUGGCGUCGCGCAUCGACAGCGAGAUUGACACGUCCACCGAUCUCGACUUCAACGCUUCAAUUGCCCGUGCCCACGAGAUUGCCACGCAGAGCGGUUCCUCUGAUACUGUGUGA